GGAUGAAUGAAACCUCCCAGGUCCCGGAACCGGUGGCUACCUGUUCGUGGUGAUUUCUGGUUGGGUGAACUGCAAGGCUUACUUCCUCCACGAUGGGAUCGAUAUUAAUUAUUAAUUCGCAGGCGGCCACCCACCGCCCUUCUUCUGCCAUGACUACCUCGUUGUAAACCUCAUCUGCUAUCUCAUCUCAUCUCAACCCUACAUACAUACAUACCCUACGUACACAACCUAUCAAUUGAAACGAGCUACACUUGCUACUCUAUACUAUACCUAAUCGGCACACGUAGUCGCAGCCCAAAGCAUAUAUAAACGCCCAUGGAUAAUAUCCUCGAAACUCGUGUCCCCAAGGGCGGCAGCGGAUUCAGACAUAAGGGCGGUAUCCAUAGCAGCGGCGGAGGAGGAGGUUCUUCUAUCGCGUGGUGGAUAUGGCUCAUCAUUGUCCUGAGCAUUCUAUGGUUAAUUGCCUACACCAUACUGUUCGUGUACUUCUACCGAAAAGAUUACAAAAGCAUACAUCCAAGCGAACGCCCGCGUUUUGGCCUACGUCUAUUUGGCCGCUUGGCCUGGAAGGCCUUCAGGUAUGCGACGGGAAUUCAGGUAUUCGUAUGGGUUUUCCGGAAGAUACGAAGUAAGACGGACAGUGAUACAAAGAAGGUAGGCGGCAGCUUCUAUAGGAAAAUCGACGACGAAGAAAAGGGGAUGAAAAGCGGAAACGAACAGUUGGUGAUGCCUCCCCCGGCUUAUUCCAACGCCGCUGUUCACUAGAGGGAAAUAUUAGACGGACUAACCUGAUGGGUUAGGUACCUGUAUAGCUAAUAAUCACGGGG
This is a messenger RNA of Daldinia vernicosa, 827 nucleotides long. RefSeq lists its product as uncharacterized. The record is from RefSeq and is a predicted model, not a curated record. NCBI's taxonomy places the organism in Eukaryota, Fungi, Ascomycota, Sordariomycetes, Xylariales, Hypoxylaceae. The transcript is spliced from 2 exons. Bases 316 to 765 code for a protein of 149 amino acids.